Messenger RNA from Prinia subflava (tawny-flanked prinia), 2341 nucleotides. It is a transcript of the gene TGDS, whose product is annotated as TDP-glucose 4,6-dehydratase. Bases 270 to 1343 code for a protein of 357 amino acids. NCBI's taxonomy places the organism in Eukaryota, Metazoa, Chordata, Aves, Passeriformes, Cisticolidae. Gene Ontology annotation, biological process: nucleotide-sugar metabolic process. The record is from RefSeq and is a predicted model, not a curated record. The transcript is spliced from 12 exons. Gene Ontology annotation, molecular function: dTDP-glucose 4,6-dehydratase activity.
GAGAGUUGCAAAAGAGACGGCCGUAAGUUGCCGCUGAAUGCGGAGGCGAAACAUCGGCCCUUUUCACACGCCGGGCUUCCCUCCGCUGGCGGUGGCCUCCGAGACGGUGGCGGCUUCGCUCUUGGAGCCGCGCGGGGGCGAGGAAGGCGAUCUUUCAAUGAGCCUCUUGCAGGCACUGCGACUCUGCCCGUGAAACCCACGGGCCCGUGCCGCGCACGCGCAGCCGAGGGGGAACGGGAGUGAGGGGCCGGUGCCGUAAAGCGAGGACGAUGUCGGGGAGGGAGGGCGCCGCUGCGCCGCCGGUGUUCGAGAAGCGGGUCCUGGUGACGGGCGGCGCCGGCUUCAUUGCUUCACAUGUAGUCGUCUCUCUUGUGAAAAACUAUCCAAACUAUCUGAUUAUAAAUCUGGAUAAGCUCGACUACUGUGCAAGCUUGAAGAAUCUUGAAACUGUCUCUGGGAAGGAAAACUACAAGUUUAUCCGGGGAGAUAUUUGUGAACCUGAUUUUAUAAAGCAGCUCUUUGAAACUGAGAAAAUAGAUAUAGUUCUUCAUUUUGCAGCCCAAACACAUGUAGAUCUUUCAUUUUGGCAUGCCCUGGAAUUCACCUAUGUGAAUGUUUAUGGCACCAAUGUGCUGGUUGCUGCUGCACAUGAAGCCAACGUGGAGAAGUUUGUCUAUGUUAGUACAGAUGAAGUGUAUGGAGGUAGCACUGAUGAGGAAUUCGAUGAAUCCUCACCAAAACGUCCAACAAAUCCAUAUGCCUCCUCCAAAGCAGCUGCAGAGUGUUUUGUUCAGUCUUAUUGGGAAAGGUACCAAUUUCCAGUUGUCAUCACACGGAGCAGUAAUGUUUAUGGACCGCAUCAGUAUCCAGAAAAAGUUAUUCCAAAAUUUAUAUCUUUGUUGCAACAGAACAGAAAAUGCUGUAUUCAUGGUUCUGGACUUCAGAGAAGGAAUUUCCUUUAUGCUGCUGAUGUGGUAGAAGCAUUCCUUACUGUCCUGAAAGAGGGGAAACCAGGGGAAAUUUAUAACAUUGGAACCAACUUUGAGAUGUCCAUUGCCCAGCUUGCGAAGGAGCUAAUCCAUUUAAUAAAGAAGACCAGUUCAGAGUCUGAAAUGGAGCACUGGAUGGAUUAUGUCAAAGACAGGCCUACAAAUGACCUCAGAUAUCCAAUGAGUUCAGAAAAAAUGCACAACUUAGGAUGGAGCCCUAAAGUGCCUUGGAAAGAAGGAAUAACAAAAACAAUUGAAUGGUACAGAGAAAAUUUCCACAACUGGAAAAACUCGGAGAAUGCUUUGGAGCCCUUUCCUGUGACAGACCCCUUUGCCCAGCUCAGUGGUCCAUAGUGUGGCACAGAACCUGGAGCUGUUUCUACCUCAUAUGGUCUUUUCUUCAAAGCCUGCAAUCAAAUGGCCACACCAGACUCCUCAUGUAUUCAAGAUACGUGAACCAUGAUGAGUAAAGAACCACAUUAUGGCACAACUUUGGAAAGGUUUCAGCACUUUAUAAGUUGAACUUCUUUGUUUCAGCUUUCAGUGCAAUACUCUAUUCUCCCUAGGUAUUGAUUUUAAAAAACUGUAUGGAAUGAAGAAUAUUUAUAAUGUUAUAAAUUAGUGUACUGAAGUAAAACCUGCCUUAUUAAGAAUAAUUAACUGUGAUUGCAGCUUUUGGGACUUGGAGUUACAUUUAUUUUAGUUCUGGAAUUAUUAAUCUGUAUUUGUUUGUUUUUUAUAUUGUAACUUGUCACUUCAAAGAAUUGGGUUUUAUUUUUAAUCAAGUGGAGAAAUUAUAUAUUUUUUGGAGACUAUAAAUUGAUUGACAAAAGCACCUGUAUGGUUUCAUCCAUUUCUCUGCUGGUGCACUAUUAACUUUUGUAGAUGACUGAUUAAACUUACCUACUCUAUAUCUUUAAAUGCCUCUUUUUAAGGGGAACAAGGGGGGAAAGAUGUCAAGAAGUAGCAGGUGUUCUCACUGAGAUUUCCCGAAGCAUUUCCUUAAACUUUGUCCUCUUUUUACUGUAUUACUGUCUGUUACAUGUUAAUUCCCUUAGCUGCAAUUGUAACAAACUUGAAAUACUGGAACACAGUUAACAUUCCAAUGAUCUUAUUUCCUGUGAUAUGAAGGGUUCUUAUGGAGAAAAUUUUUUAAAACUCUUCUUUUACUGUGAAUUGUGGGUUGGCAGACCUUAAUCAAUGCAGUAUUUCACUAUUUUUUCUGUAAUAAACAUUUUAAAGAUAAAACAAUGUUUGAGUUUUAAUAUAAAAUUUGUAAAAAGCUCUUUAAUUCUAGAAAUAUGUCAAUGAAUCUUGUUCAAAGUUGAUUUAGUAAUAAAUAUUACAGUGCA